AUGGAAGAAGCUAAAAUGGCAGGAGAUUGCAACGUGAUAAAACGGAAUAGAAAAAAGACGACAACGCAUUCCAUCGGCUUUAGCAACCGCUCGCAGCACGAGGUGAACGUUUUGUUCUGUUCCACUAGUUCCACCAAACUCAACGCUGUUGUGAUGAAUGAACGGUUGAACAAAUGGUUAACAUUUGGAAAAAUAUUGUUAGUACAACAAAACAAUGAUUCGGCUGGAGGCGCGUGGGGCGGUGCGCGUGCGCGAGUGCGCUGCGGGCCGCGUGAUGCGCAGCGGCGCGCGCGUAGCUGGCGGCGCGUGGCCCGCGCCCGCGCACGCCGCGUGCGCGUGAUGCGCGCGGACCGCGCCGCGCUGCUCGCGUGGCUCGUCUGCUGCGCGACCGCGCUCUCCGCGCACAAGUACAGCACGCGCGUCGUCAGGACCAAGUACGGCCCGCUGCGCGGGAUAGUCGUGCACUCGCAUCCGCAGGUCGAGGCUUACCUCGGAGUGCCGUAUGCCACACCGCCAUUAGGUAGUCUAAGAUACAUGCCGCCUGUGACACCGUCGCAGUGGCGCACGACGCGGCUGGCGGACGCGUCGGGCCCGGCGUGCCCCCAGGUGCCGCCCGCAGCCGCGCCGCGCGACGACGCGUUGCUACUGCACCCGCGCGCGCGCAUCCGACAGCUCGAGCGAUUGCUGCCCGUACUCGCCAAUCAGAGCGAGGACUGUCUAUACGUCAACCUCUAUGUGCCGGUCAAUGGCGGCGAGGAAGGCGAAGGUGGAGGGCUUCCGUGCUUGGUGUUUGUGCAUGGAGAGUCCUACGAAUGGAGUUCGGGCAAUGCGUAUGAUGGUACCACGUUGGCGGCCAAUGGAAACAUCGUCGUGGUGACCAUUAACUUUAGGUUAGGUGUAUUGGGUUUUUUAAAGACUGGUGCUAAGGGGUCGGCGCAGGGUAACUUCGGUCUGAUGGACCUGGUGGCGGGGCUUCAUUGGCUGCGGGAGAACCUGCCUGCAUUCGGGGGCGACCCCGAGCGCGUCACGCUCAUGGGGCACGGCACGGGGGCCGCGCUAGCAAACUUCCUGGCUGUCUCGCCCGUCGCAAGGGGUAUGAACAGUUCAAUUAAUCAAUUAAAUCUCGACGAAGAACUACUGAAGCGCGUCAUCUUGUUAAGUGGGUCGGGACUGAGUUCAUGGGCGCUGCAGAGGGAACCGCUCACGAUAAAAAGAAAGGUGGCAGAACAAACGGGCUGUCACGGAGACCUGUUGGAAGACGACCUGGCGCCAUGUUUAAGGAAUAAGCCUCUAGCGGAGUUACUGGCAGUCAGGCUAGACCCACCCAGGUUUCUGCCUGGAUUCGCGCCAUUCGUCGACGGUACCGUCAUUGUAAAUCCUUCGGCACCACCUCCUACGGAUAGUUCAAGACUCGGCGCGGGCGCAGCAGCCGUUGCAAACGCAGCGGGACACGAACUCGCCGACUUCUCACAUAGAGAGCUAAUGUUCGGACUAACUACCACCGAAUCUUACCUGGAAUUUAACGCCCAAGACUUGGAGUUUGGCUUCAACGAGAGCCGACGGGAUCGCAUUCUUCGCACUUUCGUCCGGAACGCGUACUAUUACCACCUCAACGAGAUCUAUUCGACCUUGAAGAAUGAAUACACGGACUGGGACAAGCCAGUGCAGAACCCGCUCAGUGUGCGCGACGCCACGCUCGAGGUACUAAGUGAUGGAAGGACUGCAGCGCCACUAAUCAGGCUGGGCUACCUUCACGCACUUCGUGGUGGAACCACUUACUUCACACAUUUCCAUCAUCUUUCACAGGACAAGGAUUAUCCACAGCAUAACAAGCACCAAGUUGCUAUAGUAGUCGUCGACAGGGCUGCGGUUGUCAGAACGUGUCGACGCACGUGCGGUCACUCACUGAAUUGCACGAUAUCUGGCUAUACACCUGUUUGUUAUUUCGACAACCCUAGCGGCCACUUGAAUGGAGUUGUUAAUAGCACUAUACGGAGACCUGGGUCCGUCCACGGAGAGGAGCUACCGUACUAUUUGGGAGUACCUAUCUCACUGACGCAUCAUCAACAGAAUUACACGCAGCAAGAACAGCGUGUUUCAAAACUCUGCAUUCAUUACAUCUCCAAUUUCGUUCGAUAUGGGAAUCCUAAUGAUCCAUCGGCCACCCCUCCUCCGAGCCCAAUGCUGGGCGAGACUCCACGACUGGGCCCCGAUCAGACACCAUACUGGGAUACAUACGACACUAUCAACCAACUCUACAUGGAGAUCAGUAGCAAGCCGGAGAUGCGCAGUCACUACCGAGGACACAAAAUGUCGCUGUGGCUUUCCCUCAUCCCGCAGCUGCACCGGCCCGGAUCCGAUCUUCCUGACGCUGCCAUGCGACAUCAUCACUUCCAGGAAGACAAUGCUAAUUACUAUGAAGGUGCAGUCCGAGCGCAGUCGAUGUCGCGCGCCCACGUGCCACACGUGGUGGAGCUAGAAGGAGGUGCGCGAGGCGGGACACGCAGUACUGUGCCUCCUCGUGCUGCACCUCCUCGCCCUGCUCCUGCAGCUCCACCGUCCACAGAGUGCCCACCCAACGCCACGGCACCAACUGUCCAUCCAGAUGAUGCAUUACUGCGUCGUCUCGCAUCUUCGCACUACCAGUCUUACACGGCAGCACUGACCGUCACCAUUGCUGUUGGUUGUUUCCUUCUAUUGCUUAACGUCCUCAUUUUCGCUGGCAUCUACCAUCAGCGUGGUUCCCGUCCACGACGUUCCAAGGACGAUUUAGCAGAAGCAGGUAGUUCUUCCUCUUCUGAUAAUUAUGAUGGAAAACUCGAUUAUGAAGUUAGAGCAUUUGACGGCAAAGGUUUCGGAUUUGAAUGUAAGUCGGCACACGUGCCUAGAGGAGUUGGCUCCAAAUUUGAUCUUCGGACAUUGUCGGAUUGUGGUGAACCCACUUUCGGGGAGUACAGCUGUUAUGACGAGAAGCACCGAGCAGCGCGUAGUUCCAUGCCUGACGUAAGUGUGGGCAGUGCUAUCGAGGCUGGGAGCGUUGUGUGCAUCGACACACAAAAGCCUGACAUUCAGAAGGUAGAAGGUCGGCCAGGUGAUCCUGUGGGUCGUACGAGUACGUUCGAGCCGCGUGUGGUAGACAAUUCCACGCAGGUGAAGUUUGGCCCGGAUGGCGCAGAGAGCGCGGGCGACGCGGGAGCGGAGGGGGAGGGGGGCGGCAUCCUACGCGCGCCACCCGCACCCGCCGCGCCCGCGCCGCCCGGCAUCAUGAAGAAGCGGGUGCAGAUACAGGAGAUAUCCGUAUGA
Spodoptera exigua (beet armyworm) is the source of this 3303-nucleotide messenger RNA. The record is from the annotation of a GenBank genome assembly. NCBI's taxonomy places the organism in Eukaryota, Metazoa, Arthropoda, Insecta, Lepidoptera, Noctuidae.